Molecule: messenger RNA, 2490 nt
Organism: Cucumis sativus (cucumber)
Lineage: Eukaryota; Viridiplantae; Streptophyta; Magnoliopsida; Cucurbitales; Cucurbitaceae
Product: pollen receptor-like kinase 1
Exons: 3
Coding region: 252-2219 (655 amino acids)
Biological process (GO): protein phosphorylation
Molecular function (GO): protein binding; ATP binding; protein kinase activity
Source: RefSeq, a predicted model, not a curated record
CUUUUCUUCCUCCCUCCGUACAUUUUCUUUCUCAAUUCCUUUCCGUUCCUCUUUCUUCCUCUUUUCUUCAAUGCCAUUCAAUAUUAUUAUUCCAUUCCCUCCUUCACCCCUUCUUCUUCAGCCCCAUUUCACCAACACAUAACCUUCUCCACACAAUUGCAAAUCCAGUGUCUAAAUAACUCGGGCGAGCACGCACGCCGCCGCCUAUCGUUGCGUGCAUUUACCUUAAGCAUCCAAAAGCAUUUAGACUAAUGGCAAAGCCAUUUCCGUCGUCGUCGUCGCCUGCUACCGGCUUCAUCAUUCUCAUUGUCAUUUCAUUAGAGAUUAUUGUUUCUUGUAGUGCUUCCACCGAUGCGGAUGCGCUUCUCAAGUUCAAGAGCUCUCUUGAUAUUAGUAGCAACAACGACGCAUUGGGGAAUUGGGGUUCGGGUGGGUCUUCAUCUUCCCCUUGCUCCGGCAAUAAGGCGAAUUGGGUCGGUAUUCUUUGUGAGAAGGGAAAUGUUUGGGGAUUGAAGCUUGAGAGUAUGGGGCUCAAAGGGAAUAUUGACAUUGAGUCCCUUGAAGGGGUGCCUCAUUUAAGGACACUCAGUCUUAUGAAUAAUGAGUUUGAAGGUUCUUUGCCUGAUAUUAAGAGACUUGGGGCAUUGAAAUCUUUGUAUUUGUCAAGGAAUCACUUUUCAGGGAAUAUUCCUGGUUAUUUUUUUUCAAAUAUGUUGUCUUUGAAGAAGGUUCAUUUGGCUAAUAAUGAAUUGGAAGGUCAAAUUCCUUGGUCUUUGGUUGAGUUGCAUCGUUUGUUGGAGUUAAGGCUUGAAGGAAACAAAUUUUCUGGUCAAAUCCCCAAUUUUCAACAAAACACUAUCAAGGCCUUUAAUCUCUCUAAUAAUGAUCAACUUCAUGGCCAAAUCCCACCAGCUCUCUCCCGCUUGGAUCCGUCCUCUUUUUCAGGCAUUGAAGGUUUAUGUGGAGCACCACUUAACAAACCAUGCAACGCCUCAAAGGUGCCAUCAAUUGGGAGCAUUAUCAUGGUUUCAAUAGCUGUGACAUUGGCUCUUCUUGCCAUUGGUGCAGGAAUAGUCAUCCUGAGCCGUUGUAACCAAUCCUCGUCUAACAAUGAGGAUCCAGCCCAUGGAAAAUCUCCAAGUGCUAAUGAGCAAGAUCAAGGAGCCGGGGUGAAGUCACCAGAUCGUGGCUCAAGCAAUGGAAGCGUGACAGGAAAACGGUCAGCCGAUAGUGCUAAAUUAUCAUUUGUAAGAGAGGAUUCAGAGAGGUUUGAUUUAUCAGAUUUGCUUAAAGCCUCAGCAGAAAUCCUAGGAAGUGGGUGCUUUGGUUCUUCUUACAAAGCAGCUUUGACCAAUGGACCUGUGAUGGUUGUAAAGAGGUUUAAGCAAAUGAACAACGUGGAUAGAGAGGAAUUCCAAGAACACAUGAGAAGAAUUGGAAGAUUGAAACACACUAAUUUGCUUCCUCUUGUGGCUUACUAUUACAAAAAAGAAGAAAAACUUCUCAUAACAGAUUAUAUUGAGAAGGGCAGCUUGGCUGUUCACCUUCAUGGACAUAAAGCUGUGGGACAACCAGCCCUGGAUUGGCCUGCAAGAUUGAAGAUCGUCAAAGGCGUUGGAAAGGGUCUUCGAUAUCUAUACAGUGAGCUUCCAAGUUUGAUAACCCCACACGGCCAUCUCAAGUCCUCAAAUGUACUUAUAAAGGCAAAUUAUGAGCCCCUUCUUUCAGACUACGGCCUAAUCCCGGUCGUGAACCAAGAGCACGCCCAUGAGCUAAUGGUGGCCUACAAAUCCCCGGAGUACUCGCAACAAGGUCGCAUUACAAAGAAGACAGACGUAUGGAGUUUUGGGCUAUUGAUCCUAGAAAUUCUAUCAGGUCAAUUCCCAGCCAACUUCUUGCAUCAGAACAAGAGUGGGGAGGAGGAAGAUUUGGCAAGUUGGGUAAAAUCAAUUCCUGAAAAAGAAUGGAACACCCGAGUAUUUGAUAAGGAAAUGGGACCAAACAAGAGCAGUGAGGGUGAAAUGAUGAAGCUUCUAAGGAUUGCAAUGGCAUGUUGCGAAAGCGACUUCGAGAAACGGUUGGAUUUACGAGAAGCUGUGGAGAAGAUUGAUGAAGUGAAAGAAAAAGAUGGGGAUGAAGACUUCUAUUCUUCAUAUGCAAGUGAAGCUGAUAUUAGAUCUUCAAGAGGAUUAUCUGAUGAACUCAACUUCACCAUGUAAGAUGAAGCUUGAGUUAACAAACAAACAAAAAAACGCUUUAUAAAAAGCAACAACAGAGACAGAGACAGACAUACAGACCUCCAUGAGAUGACAUAAAAAAAAUCACAUACUAAAGGGUGAGAGCCAGAGGUUGAGGAUGGAAGAUGGAAGAUACGGGCUUUUCGAUGAAAAAUAGUUAUAUAGGUUUUGAAUGUAGAAUGGGAAAAAAAAAUUAAUGUGUGUUUGCUAUUGGGUCAACAAUGCUUAGGAAGUUUGAUACAUAAUUGGUAAA